AUGGCUCCGCCGCACACCUUCCGGCCUCCGCACGUGCAAGUUCGACCGCCGAUCAAGGCGCGAGCGCCUUUCCUCGCCGCCGAACAUCGGUCGGCAGAGUACGAUGGCAAGUUUCGCGUCGUUCUUGUCUCGUCGGAUUCUCCAGCGAGUGCAGCGAUGCCUAGCCUAGUAGGAUCGCUCUGCAGGGACCACACCUUCGAUCUUCAAGUCGUCGCCACCCUACCCUCACUGCGGUAUUACGAUCAGACGGCUCUAGACGACGCUGUCAAGACUGUUUGGAACCUCCACGACGAUGGGACGCUCGAUUGGGGGGUUCGGAGGUGGACGGACACGGAUGAGGCCGAGGCCUGGAGCAAGCCCGGCGACCCAGUGCUUCCAUCAGAGCUGGCACGAUGGGCAGACCUGGUCGUCGUCGCGCCCUGCAGUGCUGAUAUGCUCGCUAAGAUUGUCGCCGGCUUUGCGGAUAACAUUGCUGUGAGCUACCAAUCAUGGGUAAGCUGA
Messenger RNA from Cutaneotrichosporon oleaginosum, 501 nucleotides. The record is from RefSeq and is a predicted model, not a curated record. NCBI's taxonomy places the organism in Eukaryota, Fungi, Basidiomycota, Tremellomycetes, Trichosporonales, Trichosporonaceae.